AGAGUUCUCGGGACUUAUGCAUUUCAUUCAUUUGUAAACAAAAGAGUUUUUGGUGAUUUUCUUUUCGUUUAUUUUUUAUCCUUUCGUUUGCCUUCUUAUUUCUUUCGUUGGGGACAUCCUUUAUUUUCAUAUCAUAACAUUGAAAUGGAUGUUUGGGAUGUUUGUCUGCUAUGCCUGGAGCCCAAGCAAGAAUCCCCCGAGUGUAUUCUCGUAACAUCAAACCAGUGGCAAGAAGAAAAGAUGGGCGAUAUAAUACAAAAACAUUUCUGGCCAUUAAAUCACAUUGCUUCCACUUCAUGGAUUUGUACGAAAUGCUGGGACAUGGUCAGAGAAUUUCACAAAUUUUAUUUGCACAUAGAAGAUAGCCACAAGUCUUUUACAUCAUUGUUAAAGUUGGAACCCGAGGAUUGCGAAAUUAAAACAACAAAAAAUGCGGACACAUUGGAAGCUAAUGAUGUUACUAUGAGCAAUGAUAAAAGCAUUGACUGUUUGGAUGGAUCAAAAUGUGACGAUGCAAAGAGUUUACCUUGCUUGGCUUUAAUGAAAUGUGAAACUAAUAACCAAGAAGAGGAAAUUGUGGCCGAACAAUUGAACAAAGCUCCUAGGACUCGAAGAAGCAAAGAUCCCUUGCAAACGUCCGUAAAUACUAUACAAACCAGAAAAUCCAGGAUGUCAACUAGAAAAACUAGGAAGAAAACAACAACUGCGGAAGUACAACAUUUAGACGUACCCACAAACAAUCAAAAGGAUAACGACAGUGAAACAGAAAGAAAUCCAGAGGAUUCCGUUGAAAACUUGGAUGUGGGUUUUAACUCAGAUGCGGAUUUAAAUCCUUCCGACAAUGUAAUGAGCCAAAAUGAAGAUGUUAGCAAUAAUACAGAAACUGAAACUUUAUUUAUAUUUCCUCCCAAAACGAAACAAGAAGAAGCCGAUGACUUCUUAACAGAGAAUUUGAGUAUUACAUGCGACAUUUGUAAAUCGCCAAUGAAAACCUUUCAGGAGCUGUGCAAACAUUUUCAACAAGAACAUAAACAACCCGGCUAUGUGAGAUGCUGUAAGAAGAAAUUCUCCAGUCGUAGCCUGCUGGUAGACCAUGUACAUUGCCAUUUAGACCCCGACUACUUUAAAUGUAAUUUGUGUGGUAAAGUGACUGCCGAUCGAUUUUGUUUGAAAAAUCAUUUUCAAAACCAUAAAGUGAGAGAAAGAUCGGAAAUUUGUGAUAUUUGUGGAAAGGCUUUUACACUUGCCUCGACACUGAAGAAGCAUAAAUUAUUGCAUUUACCUGAUGAAGAAAAGAAAUAUCCCUGUGAAGAAUGUGGUAAACUAUUUGCUGAUAAAUUCCUGUUGAACAACCAUUUUCGUUUUGUACAUUCCAAAAAAUAUGUCCAUAUCUGCGAUAUUUGUGGAGCGAAAUUAAGUGGUAAAGAUGCCCUUGAACGACACCAACUGAAACAUAAAGGAAUUCCACGACCCACCAUUACCUGUAAUAUUUGUGGUCUGAAAAUGACAGAUCCAUCUUAUCUAAAGCGUCACAUUGCAACCCAGCACCCAGAGGAUGGUAAAAAGGAAUUUAAAUGCCAUUUAUGUCCGAAAGUUUCGCCGACCUUGAAAUCUCUUAAAAGACAUAUAGUAUACAAACAUGAAACUGGAUAUGAUUUUAAAUGUACAAUUUGUGAUAAAGGUUUUAAAAGAUCAACAACGUUGAAGGAACACAUGGCUGCUCAUAUGGGCACAGCUUUGUAUACAUGCCCGCAUUGUCCAAAAACAUUUAAUUCGAAUGCCAAUAUGCAUCAUCAUCGCAAAAAAGUUCAUCCAAAAGAAUGGGAAGAAACUUGCCGUGCCAGAUACUCGGGUAAUUUGCCACCUAACUACAAAGGUCCUGGAACUAUGAAAGAUGAGUUGGAGAUGCAAACAAUAUCUUAUCAAUUUGAUGUUUUGGUAUAAAAGUGCGUAUGCCAAUAAAGAUUGUAGAAAGAACUCAAAAUAA
This is a messenger RNA of Musca domestica (house fly), 1987 nucleotides long. RefSeq names its product transcription factor grauzone. Gene Ontology annotation, biological process: regulation of transcription by RNA polymerase II. Lineage: Eukaryota; Metazoa; Arthropoda; Insecta; Diptera; Muscidae. The record is from RefSeq and is a predicted model, not a curated record. The transcript has 4 exons. The coding region runs from base 145 to 1944 and encodes 599 amino acids. Gene Ontology annotation, molecular function: RNA polymerase II cis-regulatory region sequence-specific DNA binding; DNA-binding transcription activator activity, RNA polymerase II-specific; zinc ion binding. Gene Ontology annotation, cellular component: nucleus.